Molecule: messenger RNA, 4172 nt
Organism: Harpia harpyja (harpy eagle)
Lineage: Eukaryota; Metazoa; Chordata; Aves; Accipitriformes; Accipitridae
Gene: NAA60
Product: N-alpha-acetyltransferase 60, NatF catalytic subunit
Exons: 7
Coding region: 276-1004 (242 amino acids)
Biological process (GO): N-terminal peptidyl-methionine acetylation
Cellular component (GO): Golgi membrane
Molecular function (GO): protein-N-terminal amino-acid acetyltransferase activity; histone acetyltransferase activity
Source: RefSeq, a predicted model, not a curated record
CUUAGAGAUUCUUGUUUGCCAUUCCCUGGAGGAAUUGCUGUAUCUGGGGCAGCAGGAAGCCAUGCCUUUUGCAGUAUGCUUUAGAGACACUUUAUUUGGGUACCAGCUCCUGUGAAAUCUAAGGCUUCAGUAAUGUAUCUAGAGCUGUAGAGUAAAAGAAGGAGGCCCAGAGAGCUACUCGUUAACAUUUCUGCUGCUGGGAGGCUGACAAGGCAAACUUCAAAUGUGCAGAGGAUCAGGGAUACAAGUAUAAAAGGAUUUCACUAACAGCGUGAAUGACAGAGGAGGUGCCCCCGACUGCACUUACGGACGUAAACUUGCGUCUUCUCUGCCACGAUGACAUAGACACAGUGAAACAGCUCUGUGGCGACUGGUUCCCAAUAGAGUACCCUGACUCAUGGUACCGAGAUAUCACUUCCAACAAGAAGUUCUUUUCCCUCGCAGCCACAUAUAGAGGCUCCAUCGUGGGAAUGAUAGUGGCAGAGAUCAAGAGCAGAACAAAGGUGCAUAAAGAGGAUGGAGACAUCCUAGCUUCCAAUUUUCCUGUGGACACUCAAGUUGCUUACAUCCUAAGUCUUGGAGUGGUGAAGGAGUUCAGAAAACAUGGAAUAGGUUCGCUCUUGCUUGAAAGUUUAAAAGACCAUAUAUCAACGACUGCCCAAGAUCACUGCAAAGCCAUCUACCUGCACGUCCUCACGACUAACAACACAGCAAUAAACUUCUAUGAAAACAGGGACUUUAAACAGCACCACUAUCUUCCCUAUUAUUAUUCCAUCAGAGGGGUCCUCAAAGAUGGCUUUACCUACGUCCUGUACAUCAAUGGCGGACAUCCACCCUGGACAAUCUUUGACUACCUUCAGCACAUUGGAUCAACGCUAGCCAGCCUGAGCCCGUGUUCAAUUCCCCAGAGGAUAUAUCGACAAGCUCAGAGCCUUCUCUGCAGCCUUCUGCCCUGGUCUGGCAUUUCUGCCAAGAGUGGCAUUGAAUAUAGCCGGACGAUGUGACUGGAUCAGAAGAUGUACAAAAAGCAGAGGAUUGUUCUUCCUUUCAUCUCCUGAACCAUCCGGCUCUGUGAUGAUUCCAGUGAUGACCGUUCUUGGUCAGUGACCCAGCCCCUGGAUGGGACUCCUUGUUCCACAGGUUGACCGAGAUUUGGUAGACUUUACACUUGACAGGCUGCAGUCCUGACUUACCCCCGUGGCCUGGAGCCCGUGAGCGUUGUCUGGGCAGGCCUGGUUGUCAUGCGAGGCAUCUGGCUGUGCCGUAGCUGAGGGCCCUUUGCGUCACCAGUCUGUGUGCAUGUUGCACUCUCCCUGCCACUUCCCUUGCCUCUGGUUUGCUCCUAUUUGUAUAUGUGAUUUAGAGGGGUUCAGCUGCUGCUUCCACACCAUGGCUACUGAAAGCAGCAUGAAUGAGGUUAAUGAAUCUGCACUGACCAACCAUGUAAAUGAGCUGUAAGCACCCUGGCAGGCCACUGCUGGCAGAAUAUACAGUUGUGCCCUUGUUGCUGGGGAAGGGGAGAACUGGGUGAGGGGAAGUGGAGAGUGAAGAUCAUGUCUGGGUCCUGCCAAAUCAGCUGCUGGUGCUUCCUGCAGGUAACUUCCAGGGAGGGUAACUGCCUCGCAUGAGAAACUACCCAGCCCCAACAGCCCUCUGGAGUGACUUAAAAAGCAGCAUCUAAUUCAGGAUGCAUCAAGUAGAAGGCAGGGAAUGAAAUUGCUAUUUCAUAGUGAAAUAUAUAUAUAUUAUACUGUAUAGAUCUUUCUGCCUUUGUCCAAGUUGGAACGUAGCAGGGGAGGGGAGCUGGGGAUGUAGAGCUGCUGCUGCAGCCAGAGCCCUGCAGAGUCUGGUCCAGAGCCCUCCUCCUCCACUGCAUGCACCCUCCUUUGGCACCAGGGCUGGACCCUUGCAGCGUCUUUAGGGAUGAGCUCCGUGCACAGAUCACACUGCCUUUUCCUUGCUGAAGAAAAGCCUCCCGAGCUGCUCACUGGUGUGCUUCAGGCCAUAGUCUGGGCAUCCCCUGGGGCUGUGCUGGCCUGUGUCCUGGCUGCAGGACCUCUCCAUGGCUGGGCCAGCCUGGGGCUGAGUCUCGGCUCACUGGUGUUAACGUCUGGCUCGUGCUGCAACCAGGCCAGGCACUGUUCCUGCUCCUCAGAGCAAGGUUGGGCGAGUGCUUUGCUUUUAAGGUGGGAGUCUCUGCAGCCCACCCAGCCUGGGCACGUGUCAGAGGCGCAGGUAUCCCUUGAGCCCUGCCACGUUCCCCUGGUGAAUCCCCGUUCCCUGGCUGAGGCUUUUCUUCUGCUCAGCACCAUGUUCCUCAUUCCUCUCUCAUUUUGAAACUGAGGCUUGAGCAAAGGAGGUCUAAGCUGCAGCUGGUGCAGGCAGUAUGUGCAGGCAGUGCCAGUUCUGGCAGUGGGUGUGGGCAGAGCCUGGGGAUGAGACACAAUACAGGUCAGGCUUAGACUUAGAAGAGAAAGAAAGCACGUUAAGAUCUUGCAGCCUGGAUGACUGUACAGUCACGUCAGUGUCUGUAAGCCCCUGAGGUGGGAGUUAAUUAAUAAAAGGGUGCAGGAGGUGAGCUUGCUGUGUGUGGUACUAUGCUGGUUCCUGAGAAGGGUGGCUGGGACUGGCUUCCCCUUCCCCUGCUGCUGCCACGGGGCUGGCACUGUGUGCUGCUGCUCAGCUCGGAGGUGGCUGUGGCACAGAAAGCCCCGGUGAGCGCAGCUUCCCCUGUGGCCCUGGCCAGCCCUGCAGCCUGGACUGCAGGAAGCAGCUUGAUCCAGCCCGAGGGGCUGGCACAUACCAUGUUUUGGAGCAGCAGAAGGCUGUUCUGCUGGGAGGUGCUGGUACCCUCUUCUGGGGCUAAAAGAGGUCUAGCUCAAUGACUGUUUGACACAAAGUAAGAAGGUGUCUCUGUGAGGACAGUCAAGCUUGGAGCUGUUGGAGAGUCCAUCCUCGGAGACCUUCAAGCCCCAAGAAGCCAGGGCUGACCUCAGUGUGGGCCUUGCUCUGAGGCUGUUGGAACAGAGCACUUCAGAGGAUCCUUCCAACCUACACGUCCCUGGUUCCCCUUCAGUUUAGAAGCACAAGCAGCAUGCUGCAGUCAGCUGGGUGCAAAGUUGCGGUUGCUGCCCUGCGUGCAGCAGGCAGGCUGAGUAAGGCUCAAGGACUGUUUUGUGGCAGAGGACAUGUGAUGGGGCAGGCUGAGCUGGGGCAGAUGCAGCUUUGGCUGAGGUUCCUCUCGGGGUUUUAGCUGGGCUAUGGGGUGGGAGAGGGGCUCUGCUGCCGGGGGACUGAGAUAGCGUGGUGUGUUGGCAGCCUGCUGCCACCGACAUUCCCCUCUGCGGGGCUGUGUGCUCCUGCCUGGGAGUGAUGUGGUGGAGCCUCUUGCAGAAGAGCGGGGCAGGUCUGCGCAGCCAAGGGCUCAGCUGAGCGGACAGGGGCAUCCUGUGCGUCCCCUUCUGUGCUGUGGAGCUGGCUGGGUCCUUCAGCCGGGCUCCGGCUGCCACCACCUCACCGAGGUGGCUUGGCUGCCUCCAGCCUGGCCUUGCUGGCUCAGCAGGUGCCCUGGCUGUGCUCCCCUGCCUGGCCUUGCCACCAAGCAGCUCACCUGCCGAGGCCCUGGUGGGGAGGCUUUGGCUGGCCCCCACUGGCAGGGGAGGUAGCAGCAGGGGCUACUGUGACCCCUCCUAGCCACAGCACUAUCCCAGGGGAGACCUGAAGCACCCUUCCAGCCUCACUUGUGUUACCACUUUUUGGUCUUGGGGUUUUUUGGGUUUUGUUUUUUGGUUUGGGGGUUUUUUUUGCUUAUCCACUUUUUACUUAAACAUGUCUAUUGGUUUAUAUGAGUUUCUUUAGCAACUCAAGCCCCUGGUUUUCCUCAGCACUUGCUUUCUCUGGACCAGAAUGAAUCUCUCUCUUUUCCCCGAUUGCUUGGGACUGAUGUUUCUUCACUUUGUAUCCUGCCCAUUACGCAACCCAACUCCACUGCUGCAGCACUUGAGCACAUCCCAAGGGGAGCUGUGACUGGUCUGUGUGUCCUUCUGCCACCCUGUCCUCUGAGGCGUCAGCCACCUCCCCACCUCACAGCCCAUUAUUUAUUGAAGAGCAUUGUGCUGCCACCAUCAGUCUCUCUCUAAACGUCUUCAAUUAAACCAGACCUCUUCUCCUGA